CCUCGCAGAUCUUCGACUCUCUCUCUCUCUCUCUCUCUCUCUCUCUCUCUCUCUUCCCGUCGUCGCUUCACCGGAAAAAGGACCAAUCAGAACCCGUUCAGGAUAUUGGGCUUUGCGGUCUAGUGCUUGUAUACUAAGCUUUACCAUUAUUAAGAUGCAGGCAUCAAGAGCUAGGCUUUUCAAGGAAUAUAAAGAGGUUCAACGAGAGAAAGUUGCAGAUCCAGAUAUUCAGUUAGUUUGUGAUGACUCCAACAUAUUUAAGUGGACGGCUCUCGUCAAGGGACCGUCGGAGACUCCGUUUGAGGGUGGAAUAUUUCAGCUGGCUUUUGCAGUGCCCGAGCAAUAUCCAUUGCAACCCCCACAAGUCAGGUUCCUGACAAAAAUCUUCCAUCCAAAUGUGCAUUUCAAGACAGGAGAGAUAUGCCUUGACAUCUUGAAGAAUGCAUGGAGCCCUGCUUGGACACUUCAGUCUGUCUGUAGGGCCAUAAUUGCUUUAAUGGCUCAUCCAGAACCUGAUAGCCCGCUAAACUGUGAUUCAGGCAAUCUUCUGCGUGCUGGCGAUAUCAAGGGGUACCAUUCCAUGGCAAGAAUGUACACUAGGCUUGCCGCCAUGCCCAAGAAAGGGUGAAGUGUUGUAAAACUUCUCAAUUGUUGUGAGGGUUUCGGCCACUGUGUAUGGUAUUGUGUAAUAAUACUGUCAAAUUUCAUUGGGGAUCAGCCAGUCUUUCUGUUCAUCACUUAAACAUGUAUAAAAAUAAUAGCUAGUAGCAA
Argentina anserina (silverweed cinquefoil) is the source of this 771-nucleotide messenger RNA. RefSeq names its product protein PEROXIN-4. The record is from RefSeq and is a predicted model, not a curated record. The coding region runs from base 155 to 628 and encodes 157 amino acids. The transcript is spliced from 6 exons. Lineage: Eukaryota; Viridiplantae; Streptophyta; Magnoliopsida; Rosales; Rosaceae.